This is a messenger RNA of Oenanthe melanoleuca, 6074 nucleotides long. It is a transcript of the gene DIO2, whose product is annotated as iodothyronine deiodinase 2. The transcript has 2 exons. Gene Ontology annotation, molecular function: thyroxine 5'-deiodinase activity. Lineage: Eukaryota; Metazoa; Chordata; Aves; Passeriformes; Muscicapidae. The record is from RefSeq and is a predicted model, not a curated record.
GGAGAGCACUUUGCACCAUAGGCAGAUAGCAAAGAGAGAGUUCGAGAGGAGGAAGGCAGGAAUACAGAGACGCGGAGUAGGAGGGGGGACGGGGGAGGCAGAGAGGGAAAGAGAGGGAGGGAGGCAGGGAGGAAGGAACAGAAAGUUUAUGUACAUAAACCUUUUUUUUUUUUUUUUUUUUUUUUUUAAGUAUUGUUGCACCUAGUAGCUAGCUUUACUGACACAGAAAUGAGAGGUCUGUUCAGUGCUUAAAUAUCCGAGAAACAAUGGGAUAGUGCAGGAAAGUUAACAAUUAACAGUCUCAGCUUAAAUUUUGUAACUGCAGGGAACUGGAAACAGAGCUGCCUCUCUCUUCAGCAAAAUCAGGUCUCCUGGUUAAGAGAAUAAUUUUUGUUAACAUCUAAAUUUCUGAAAAAGAAGCAGCUUGCAGUUGAAUGAGUAUCGUGCAGUUAUGGUUUUAACCAGCCUGCUCAUACUUAACUAUCUCUGCUUAUUUUAAAUAGAGCAGCUGUGAAAGGGGUAAUGAGGCUUUUGAAAUGCCUUUUGCUUUACUCUUUUAAAUGAGGGUACAGAGCAAUAAAGAGAGCUGAAGGUAUCCGGCUGAAGAGAAGCAGCGAGGAAGAUGGGUCUGCUAAGUGUGGAUUUGCUGAUCACGCUUCAGAUCUUGCCGGUGUUUUUCUCCAAUUGCCUGUUUCUCGCGCUCUAUGACUCUGUGAUUCUCCUGAAGCACAUGGUUCUGUUUCUGAGCCGCUCCAAGUCCGGGCGCGGCGAGUGGCGGAGGAUGCUGACCUCGGAGGGGCUGCGCUGCGUCUGGAACAGCUUCCUCCUGGACGCCUACAAGCAGGUCAAACUGGGAGGAGAAGCCCCAAACUCCAGUGUAAUCCACAUAGCCAAGGGCAGCGAUGGCAGCAGCGGCAGCUGGAAGAAUGUUGGUGGCAAGUGUGGAACCAAAUGCCACCUUCUGGAUUUUGCCAACUCGGAGCGGCCGCUGGUGGUGAACUUUGGCUCAGCUACCUGACCACCGUUCACGAGCCAGCUGUCAGCCUUCAGCAAGCUGGUGGAGGAGUUCUCUGGUGUGGCUGACUUUCUGUUGGUCUACAUCGAUGAAGCUCACCCAUCGGAUGGCUGGGCUGCGCCUGGCAUCUCUCCCUCCUCAUUCGAAGUUAAGAAGCACAGGAGCCAGGAAGAGAGGUGUGCAGCUGCUCACCAGCUGCUAGAGCACUUUUCCUUGCCACCUCAGUGCCAAGUGGUGGCUGACUGCAUGGACAACAACGCCAAUGUGGCCUAUGGGGUUUCAUUUGAGCGAGUGUGCAUUGUGCAGAGACAAAAAAUUGCCUACCUGGGGGGCAAAGGCCCCUUUUUCUACAACCUUCGAGAGGUCCGGCUUUGGCUGGAACGAAACUUCAGCAAAAGAUGAAAUCCAUUCUCCACAGGAGUUAUGUCAACAGAUGUGUCCCUUUAAGGUGAUGCAAAAGGGAAAAAAGAAACCGAAAACACAUGCUAGUUUGAAUAAAACCUUUCAGAUGAUUGCAGGAGAACACAUUUGAUAACAGUGUCAAGUGAAUGUUAACUAGGAAAAGAAAACAAAAAUCUAGCUCCACAGAAACAUUGUCAAGUGAAAACAAAAUCCCACUCCUGCUCUUGCUAUGGGACAGAAGAGGUGAACAGGCUCCUCCAAAAAGGUGCUGCUAGCAAGCAGGUAGGGGGUUAGAUAAGAUCUGUGUCCCAGAAGGCCCAGUCCUGGGGUGAGGCAGAGAAAGUGUUUCUGCUUGGAAGGCAUUCCAUGGAAAGGCAAUGCUGUACAUUGCAUCAGAAACACUUCUUGAUGCCCCUGUGGCCAAUGCAAGGAACCUGGGAGGAGCAGGGAGUUUGCAAUUACUUUGCAUACAAAUGGCAGUGCAGUGUGGCCAUUUUCCUCUCGGUAGAAAAUUUAUCGUUCAGAGACUUCAGGAACCACAUGCAAUGCAUGGCACAGGCAGACUGGCUGCUCAGAGCAAGAUGAACCUUUGUCUGCUGGUAUUUGUCCUCUCUGUGGACACCUCUGCACAAUAUAUUAACUAUGUAAUUCUACCUUACAUGUUUGUGUCCAGUGUGCAGGCCUGUGCCUGCUGAGAAAGGUGUUAAAUUCUAUGGAGUUGGACCAAAAAGACAAAGGUGAUCAAAUAAGCCCAUUACCAUCUGAAAACUGAAAUACCUGGACUAAUUAUAACAACAUUGAGAACCAGCUAGAGCAUCAGACAAAACUCAGCUGAUGCCAACCAAACCCUUGGUUCUGAGAGCUGGCAGGUCACAUUUAUCAAUGUUCUCUGGUUCUCAUCUCUGUUUCUUUACCCGCCUCCAUCUCCUGUCUAGCAAUAGGCUUAAAGGUAAUUUCACUUUUAGUUUUUAAAAAACCCCAACUUAUUUCUCUUAUUUUUUUUUUAAUGUGAGAUAAUUACCUUGCAUUACCUUGUAUUUUGGGGUUGGGGGGAACUUAUGCACAAUUUUACCUCGUUAAAAUGGAAACCUAUUCUGUCAUUUACCCUGUUAAAUGUUGUCAUGCUGACUUUCACUGUCUUAGAUAUCUGAACCUAGUUUAUAGCUAUGUUAAUCUGAAAGUUGUUUGCAGCCUUAGAAUUGAUUAGCUGCAGUUCUGAGACUGGAUGAGCCAAUGGUCUGUUUUGCUCAUGUUCUUGAAAACCUUCCCAGAAGAGAAACAAGGAGGACAAAUAGUUUGAAUUAAUGUGAGUGUAAAAGAUGGCAGAAUUUUCAUAUUAAUGAAUAUGAGGAAUGGAUUGUUAUAUUAAAGAGAUACUGUGAAUUAAGAGUACACAUUAAGUUAAGGUAUUUAUAAAAUUGAAAUUGUUUAAUCAAGCCUGAUGAAGAGGCAGAUUUACAAUGAGCUAACCUAUUAGAGCUGACAAACGAAAAUCCAUAUGGAGAUGGACUGUCCAGGUUUUCUCUCAUCUUUGGCAGAAACAUGAAACAGAUAAAAAGAAUAAGUGGCAAAAAUCAAAUUAGUUAUUUUAUUUUAUCAUCCUGCCCAUCAUCAGGAAUACGAUGUGUUGAUACUGACAUAGGAAAGAAUAGAAAAUACAUAAGUGUUUUAAUUUUCACAGUGCCCAUUAAUAUUGUAUAUUUCCUCUAGCUUGGCUCUUGGUCAACUUAGCCAAUGUAGGAGGAAUUUGGAAAUGUGUUUUCAAGCACAGAUCUGAAAUAAUGACAGUAACAUGGGUAAUUUCUCCUGUACUCAGGUUUAUGCUUCCCAUUCUUCUCACAUUUUCCUCCACACACUGUUCAAUGUAGACAAGGGUGCACUUACACAGCUGGUAAUGUGCACUGGAGAAGGGUGUAAAGAGUGGUCCUCAGAUCUCCUAGUGAACCCCACUUCUCAGAAGGUCUGUGUCUCUCUAUGUGUGCAUUUAUAUAUGCAUCCAUAUGUAUAUAAUACAUUUUUAUGUAUGUGUAUACAUAUGCAUGCACACAUAAAUGGUGUCUAACACCACUAAUAAUAAUUAUCCUGUCCUACCAUUCAUUAAUGUUACUGUAAAUCAUUGCUCAGUGUGGAAGAUGGUUACAGAUCUUCAUGACUAACUGGGAUAUAUAACUGAAUUUUUAAAACCUAUUAUCAUAGAAACAGUAACAUAGCCAGACUUCAUGUUUUAUUUAAUCCAGUGUCCUACCUCUGAUUGUAUCAGAUGCUUCAGGGGAAGGUGCAAUAAUUUUUGACUUACAGAACUUUUAUUAGCUUCAUCCCAUAUUAUUUUUGCUUCAUCUAAAGUAAUUGUUAAUGUCUUAUCCCUCAUGAGAGGCUGAUUCUGGGUUUUGAGAUUUAAAUAUUUUGUGAGGUGGAGAUUAUGAAAAUUUUAAAAAAUCCCAUUUAAAUUCAGAGAAAACCAAAUAAAAAGAGAUUUUUCCUUUCAUAUUUAAAUUGGCUGCUCUUCAAUGCCAUUCUCAUCUCUUACUGUUAUAAGCUAAACCACUAAACAUAAGCAAUCCCAAUUUUUCUUCUGUAUGCUGGUCAUUAUAUAAUCUAUAUAGAAAUUUGCAUACCUUUUGUUUAAGACAAACAAUAACUUAUAUUCUUAUAGAGGUUCAUACUCUUUCCUUGCCUCUCAAUCUCUUCUGUUUUUGCUACACUUGUCCUUUUACUCAGGUGAGUAAAGAUGUAGACAUUAAUCAAAGUGAAAAAUCUGUAUUGAUAUACCCAGCACAGCAUCUUUUCCUUAUUAUAUUCUAUUCUUCAGUCAUCUGAAACUUUUUGAAUCCAAUAGUAACUCCAUAGCCUUUGUAAAACUUAUACUAGUAAGUAUUUUCUUCUUUUCCUCAUUAUACCAUUGAAGUCUGAACUGUUUAUAUGGGAAAUGCUAGCCAAAUGUUUAACACAGCUGUUGAAACAUACCUUUAGUUCAGAGGAAAGAACUGGAAUUAGUAAAUUCAGUUUGUUAAUAUCCAUUUGCAUAUCUAAAGUUACAGUUAUUUUUCAAGUCCAUUUUCUUCUUUUGAAUUUUUAAAUUUUGUUCUGUAAUUCAUAGAUGCCUCUUCAUCACAUAGUAUACAGGAAUUAUGAAAUUGGCUCCUGUCAAUGGGAAAAACACAUUGAUUUUCCACAAAUAUAAAUACACAAUAACUUCAUUUCUUUCUUGGCAACAUGUAUAACUGUCCUGCCUAAAAUUUAAAGCUAUUCCAGCUUCACUGAUUAUGAAGACAGAAAUACAUUUUGUGCAUCUUGCAAAACCUUGGGUUUCCCCAGAAACACUUCUGGUCAGAAAGCAGAGCUUUCUUCAAAGUAAAAUGGGCAUAAAGGAAAAAAAAAGGAAAAGUAUUUUCUAGGAGGCUGACAAAACAUAAUUUAUUUUUUUUUUAACAAAAUUAAAACAUUUUAUUGAAAAGGUUUUAAAUGAGAUGUCCCCAGUGGAUAACAAAAGUGGCCACAUGUCAGAUACCCAAAAUUCUAGUAAAAGUUGUUUUGGGUCCAGGUAGAGAUUUUACUACCUUGCUAGCCUUGUCUAGUCUGCUGUGAGACUGUAUUUGCUUCUGUCUCAUUCUCACUGUGCCAGGGCACUAUACCCUAUUACUUGAGGUGCUCCAGUGUGACAUACAUAUUGAGCAACAGCUCACAAAAUAGGUGCCUGAGCAUUCUGGAAGGCUACUGUAUAUAAUAGAGACUCCAAUACUGUGUCUCAACAUUAGUAUGGGAAACUUCCAGUAUUUUUCAUUUUGAGCAACAUUAAAAGCUAUUCUGGGCUAUCAUUCUACAUUGUUCUGUGCUUAGCAUCUGUAUUUAGCACUGUAUAAAUGGAAUGCAAAACAUUUUGUGCAGACAAGAAACUAUAGCAUUUUGCUCUUUCCUUGUGUAGACAAUGACAUAAAUUUAAGGCAGCAGGAAAACAUGCCCCAUCUAUUAAAAAUAAGAAAAUAUAUUAGGAAAUAUGUUGUUGAAUGAUUGUCUGAACACUUUGAAAAACAAAAUGCAGUGAUUUUUAGGAGGGUAGUCUUGGUGGGGAGAUCUACAGCACUUCUAAAAAAAGGUAUUUGUGCUAUGCAUCCAGGUGUGUGCAGAGGGAAGCUAUGUUUCUGCAUGUGUGAAAGUGGCUUUUCUGUGAUGUGGAGUAUAGAUUUAAGAGUUUUUAAGGCUUUCAUUCAGUACUAUAACCAAAGCAAUAAGAGGUGUCAGGUAGGGAAUAUUGGCCAGUUUUGUCCAACUCGUCACCACGUCUGUGACAAAUCCAUCAUCAGCUGGGCCCAGCUUGGAGUGUUCAGUGAGGAGAGACUGGGGUGAGGCAGGGGAGGCUGGUGUGCUUAUGAAGAUCGCUAACAAAAGAGUGGUCAGCUCAGUUAGCGUUCAGAUGCCCUCACACUGGAUUCCUCUGUGCACCUCAGAGUGUCUGUGCUUGAAAGAGGUGUCUCCUUGGGUCUGUCCAUGAGAUCACCGUGGUGUAGGUGCCUGUGUGUACUACGUGUGUGUCAUUGUUUAAAUGUCAAAAAUACACUGCAGGAGAGCCAGCAAAAUUUUGUUACAAUAUGGUGCUCCAUGAAAUGUGCUUUCUAGAUUUGUUUUUCUUGUAUUAUAAUAAAUGAUAAAGGAAAAUAUA